CAGACUAUAAGAGCUCCCCAACUUUUGUCCUUUCAACCUAACUUAAAGUCGCUUGGAAUCCCGGAUACCUAGUUAUUUCCUCCACAAUUUACAACGCACGCUUGGAAUUGUAUUUCACCCUCAUGAGGGAAUAGCGUCUUGUUCGCAGGCGCUUUCAGCAGACUUGAACGAGAUGCCCGAAGAGCCCGCGCGAGACUCCUCCAGUUCCCCCGUGUCUCCUGCGGAUAGCCUCAGCAACAGCGACGGAGAGGCCGACAUACCACCGAAGAGGUGCGGAAGGAAAAGACGGUCGACUAGGAAAAACGGAGAGGAUUCCGAUAGCUCGACCCUUGGGAAAAGGGGGAAAAAGUCUAGCAACAGCAGCAACAGCCCUCAGUCUUUUGAGGAGCUGCAGACGCAGCGCGUGAUGGCGAACGUGCGCGAGCGGCAGAGGACGCAGUCGCUCAACGAUGCGUUUGCGGCGCUGCGCAAAAUCAUCCCCACUUUACCCUCCGACAAACUGAGCAAAAUACAGACGCUAAAACUCGCCGCCAGGUACAUCGAUUUUCUCUGUCAGGUUCUACAGAGUGACGAGCUGGACUCCAAGAUGGCAAGUUGUAGUUAUGUUGCUCACGAGCGUUUGAGCUACGCGUUCUCGGUUUGGAGGAUGGAGGGGGCUUGGUCCAUGUCUGCAUCUCACUAGUGUGCAGGGAAACUUUUUGUUUGUUUGUUUUCAGAUGGUGAAAGCCAAGAGCUUGGAAAACACGAGGAGCAAUGCGCCGGCACAGUGAUAGAUUCCUUUAUAAUCUUGGGGAAAACUGCAAAUGUUCCAAAAGAGGUCAUGGCUAUUAUCGGGAGAAGGCCACGGACAGGGAAUUGUUGCGCGUGCGCUGCAUACGGACUUCCUCGAGAGAGUUAUUAUUGACGACGAAUGUUAGAAAUGUGUGCAUAUGCAUGUCUUUUAUUUUUGUUUGUUUCUUAAGACUCAGCUGUGCAAUGCUUUCUUGGAGAAAGUGAAAUUGCAUCGCAAGGACUGUCGAUGAGAAGAUGGGGAAUGAUGCCUCUAGUUCGAAUCCUGUGCAAAAUAUAAAGUUUUAAUACAUUUUUAUUUAUUUAUUGAUGACACACUUUUUGAAAUGAAGGCAAAUGUUUCCUGUGUCGAAAUGCAUUCUUAUUUUUUGUUACUUUUGUAAAUAAAUGCGUAUUUCUGUAAUAAAGAUGAAUAACUUUUAAGACAUA
Carassius gibelio (silver crucian carp) is the source of this 1218-nucleotide messenger RNA. Its product is annotated as twist-related protein-like. Gene Ontology annotation, molecular function: RNA polymerase II transcription regulatory region sequence-specific DNA binding; DNA-binding transcription factor activity, RNA polymerase II-specific; protein dimerization activity. Gene Ontology annotation, biological process: developmental process; regulation of transcription by RNA polymerase II. The coding region runs from base 173 to 682 and encodes 169 amino acids. NCBI's taxonomy places the organism in Eukaryota, Metazoa, Chordata, Actinopteri, Cypriniformes, Cyprinidae. The record is from RefSeq and is a predicted model, not a curated record. The transcript has 2 exons.